Molecule: messenger RNA, 1179 nt
Organism: Arachis stenosperma
Lineage: Eukaryota; Viridiplantae; Streptophyta; Magnoliopsida; Fabales; Fabaceae
Exons: 9
Coding region: 1-1179 (392 amino acids)
Source: RefSeq, a predicted model, not a curated record
AUGCGAUGUGCAUUGUUUGGGGAUUAUGUUAAUCAAGUAAAUCAUUUCCUUGCCUCUGGGUAUGUGGAGCAGCCUGUUGUAGUCAUUCAACUUGCAAAAGUCAAGUUCUUUAGGGGUCAAGUAGGUCUUCAAAAUGUGAUGUAUGCCACUCAAAUGUUAUUUAAUCUUGAUAUUCCUGAAGUUGUUAAAUUCAGGCAGAGUAUGAUUAAGCAAGGUGUCAGUGGUACCCAGCCACUGUUUAUUGCAAAUGAGGGUAAAGUUCUCUCCUUGGAAGAUGAUUUCAUGCGUUUAACUAGAAAAUGCACUAUUGAAGAACUUCAAGAUAACAAUCAGGAGGGUUCUUUUAUCAUUUUUGGUGCAAUCCAAGGUAUUGUUGAGGAUGGAGGUUGGUGGUAUUCUGCUUGUGUGUGUGGAAAGGGUAUCUAUCCUCAAAAUGGUGCCUAUUACUGUGAUUUUUGUUUGAAGCACAUAACUAAUGUCUCUCCAAGAUUUAAAAUUAAAGUAACAGUUGAAGAUCAUACUGGGGAGGGUAUUUUCCUUCUCUUUGAUCGUGAGGCUUCUUAUUUGCUUAAGAAAUCAUGUGCUGACUUGUUUACUGAGGUUCAAAGAGAUGCAAGUCUUAUAUGUGGGGAUACUUAUCCUCCCAUAUUCCAAGGGCUCAUUGGAAAGAAGUUGCUGCUCAAGGUUGAUACCAAAGGUGUCCCACAUGAUACAUUUUAUGGGACUUUCCGAGUUAGGAGAAUUUGUGAUGAUUCCACCAUUAUUGCGAUAUUUGAACUUCCCAAUUAUGAUGCUGAUGAUGAGUCUACUCCAAAAAAGGAGCAUGAUUUACACAAAUCUGUUCCUCGUGGAAAAGCGGAUCCUGUUGUUUCCGGGGGGACUAAGUUUGUUGGCUUAAUUGAUGGUGAGCAUGGAAAAGAAGAGAAAACUCCCAGCAAUGAUACUGUUAGUGAUGAUCUUUCUGCUGAACUGGAUAUAUUGCUUAGCUCAGCAGAAAAAGAAACUCAGGAGCUGUUGUCCCAUGUUCUUGAAGCACCUUCGCAAAAUGGAGAGAAGCUUACCCAUGAAAAUCAUGUUGUCACCUCCAAGAGUAAGAGGAAUUUGAAUCCUCAAUUUGAAGAGGCUGCUGUUGAUGCAGAUGGGCGUGGGUUCAAGGUUGCCAAGGUUAAUGGAGUUUGA